AUGGCAUUGUUUCCUCCUGAUGUGUUAAACAAUCUUCGUUUAUCUGGUUUACCUAACCAUAAAUUAGUACUGAAACUUGGUGCUCCAGUGAUGUUACUCAGAAACAUUGAUCAGGAAAAUGGAUUGUGUAAUGGUACACGUUUACAAGUCACGAGGCUUGGAAAAGUUGUGAUUGAGGCAAAAAUUAUCACAUGGACUAAUAUAGGUCAUCAUACUUUGAUUUCAAGAAUGAAGAUGACACCUUCUGAUAAAAGAAUACCAGUGAAGAUUUCUCGAAGACAAUUCCCACUUUCACUGCGUUUUGCUAUAACAAUAAAUAAAAGUCAAGAACAAUCAUUGGAGCGUAUUGGUUUAUAUCUGCCACGUCCAGUGUUUAGUCAUGGCCAGCUCUAUGUUGCUGUAUCUAGAGUAAAAAGUAGGAAGGGGUUGAAAAUUUUGAUUUGUGAUAAAGAGAAACGAGUCUGUACAACCACUACUAAUGUGGUUUACAAAAUCUAUGAUGAUACUAAACAUCUGUCAACCUGUCAACGUCUGUUGGGUAUAUUGGAGGAACUGUUGUUAGGAAAUGUUUGUUGGAAAGCAAUACAACUUUUUGAAAGCAUCUGA
Molecule: messenger RNA, 606 nt
Organism: Helianthus annuus (common sunflower)
Lineage: Eukaryota; Viridiplantae; Streptophyta; Magnoliopsida; Asterales; Asteraceae
Product: ATP-dependent DNA helicase PIF1-like
Exons: 1
Coding region: 1-606 (201 amino acids)
Source: RefSeq, a predicted model, not a curated record